Molecule: messenger RNA, 4648 nt
Organism: Lonchura striata (white-rumped munia)
Lineage: Eukaryota; Metazoa; Chordata; Aves; Passeriformes; Estrildidae
Gene: SFT2D3
Product: SFT2 domain containing 3
Biological process (GO): vesicle-mediated transport
Cellular component (GO): membrane
Source: RefSeq, a predicted model, not a curated record
ACAUGGCGGCGCCGGGCUGGGCGGAGGGAGCCUGGUAGCGCCCGGUGCCGUCCCCGCCAUGGCGGACCUGGGCCGGCAGCUCCACGAGUACCUCGCCCAGUCCAAGGCUGCUGCUGCUGCCACCGGCCCCAGCGCGGCGCCCGCACCGCCGGCCGCCGGCGGCUCGCAGGAGGAGGCGGGGGACGGCGGCGGGCUGCGGGCCUGGCUGGGGGCGCUGAACGCGCUCCCGGCGGGCGCUCCCCCCGGCGCCACGGUGUGGCCGUGGACGGGAGAGGAGGACCCGUGGCUGCGGGGGCUGUCGCGCUGGCAGCGGCUGGCGGGCAGCGGGCUGUGCGCGCUUCUGGCCGCGCUGUGCUUCGCGCUGGCCGGGCUGUGCGCGCCGCUGCUGCUGCUGCGCGCCCGCAAGUUCGCGCUGCUCUGGUCGCUGGGCUCGCUGUGCGCGCUGGGCGCCGCCGCGCUGCUGCGCGGGCCCGCCCGGCUGCUGCGGGAGCCCGGCCGCGGGGCGCUGCUGUACCUCGGGGCGCUCCUCGGGACGCUGUACGCCGCGCUGGGGCUGCGCAGCACCGCGCUGACGGCGCUGGGCGCCGCCGCGCAGCUCGGCAUCGCCGCCGCCGCGCUCCUGGCCGCGCUGCCCGGCGGCGCCGCCGGCCUGCGCCGCCUGGCCGGGCUGCUCCGCGCCGCGCUGUGCGGCCGGGGCAAGGCGCUGCCGCUGUGAGCCCGGCGCAACGGCGGAGGAGCGGCGCGGCCCCGCGGGAGCCCCUCGCACACGGGCCGGGAGCCUCGCGAUGUGUUCAGCCGCCUCCGAGACGGGGGACGCCGCUUCUCUUCGCCUCCUCCGCGUCCUGGCACGUUUUCCUCGGUAGCGCCCGAGGAGCAGCGGCAGGGCUGGCAGCCCCGGUGACGCGGAGCUGCAGCGCUGUGUGCGGUGUCAGCCUGCCGAGCCGCCCCGGGCUCGUUACUCGCCUCACCAGGGCUCGGCAUCGCUCCACCUCUGGGUGGGGAGCCGCAGCAUCGCUCGUGCCUCCAGCCUGGGGCCGUGUGGCUGCUGCACGGCUGCUGCGGAGCGCCGGAUCGGAGCCCGUGCGCUGCCCCUGCGGAUUCGCCCGGUGCUGAGGAGCAGCUGAGGUGCGCAAGGCUGACGGAUGCCGAAACACGAAGAUGAUUUAGCAAAAUGCGAUCGAGGCUAGGGGACGACAUUGAAAAAUUAACUGGUUUUGUGCUGACCCCUACACUAUGAACACAUACUGUUUUUGCUGUCACCUCAGACCAGUGGUGAAUACGAAGACUGUGGCCAAUGAACUGCAUUUCUCUCUAAAAAGCAGCUUUAAAAUAACCAUCCAGACCUUCCUGAGGGGUACCUGCAGAGAAGUACUUACGUGGUAACAUUUUCACUGAGGCUUUAGGUGUUAAAGGAGCCUUCUGGUAAUGUGGUGGCUGGGGAUGAUUAACAGGAAUGAUUUGUGGGGAAAACAAACUCAUGGUUGGAUGGCAGACUAGCAAGCAGUGGUGAUUGCCUGCAUUUUGGAAUUUUAACCUCAGCACCACUGUACACACCUGUGGCUAAAGGUGAAAAUGAAACUUCUCCAUACAUGAUAAACCAAAACCCUAGGAAUCGGCUCUCAGUAUUUUAAAUGGCUGAGAUUUCAGGAGGUAGUACUGUUGCUGCAUCUGAAACACAAGUUUGCCUAAAUACAACCCUCUGUAGUAAUAGGUCCACCUGGAGCAUCCAUGUCUCUGUGGUCAGAGGUUCCCGGUCCAUCGUGCCAGGGGCGUUUCCGUGGUGGCAGUGAGGCCAUAUCCAUGCCCUGGAGUGAAGAGGAACGUUCUCUGUUGGCUGGAGAGUGCCCAUCAUGAGGAGGGUGAUCUGGACGAGGACCUGUGCACGAAAACAAAGGAUAAGAUUCUGGUUUCCUCCCUCCUUCAAAGCGUGGGAAUUCAUCUGGAGUAGGAAGCAAACCCUUCCGAGCUCCUGAGCAGUAAGAGAAGCAGGGGACAGGAGUGAGAAGAGACAUUGCAUUCAUGCGAAUGAUGUCGUCUCUCCAAGAAAUGCCUUUCCUUCCUCAUCCUUGCAUUUCUGUGUGGAAGAGCAUUCCCCUUACCUCUCAGAGCACCUCGACCUCGUCCCCGAGCACCAUGGUCCCUUCCUCUGGAGUUUUCAUCUGGAGAGUCAAAAGCAUCAUCUGGCCCAAAAUCUUCAGGGCCAGGAAAGCCAUCUCUGCCCCUGGGUCCCCGGCCCUCGUGUCUUGAGGGUCCUCCUCUUCGGAAGCUACAACAAAGAACAUUAUACAAACGUGGUUUUUAGGCAUAAUUGAGUCAGCUUCAGUUUAAUUAUCAACUCAUUUCUAAACUGUUUCAUUUAAUGCUACAGCACAUACAGUUACUAAAACAGGAUUUGUAGGUGGGAAAGUGCCCAUUUUUGCCUUUGAGCACUUUGAUAGUAAGCUUUGUAAUCUUCCUCUCACAUUUCCUUCCACUGAUUAUGUUGGCUUUUCAUACAAGAAAAAUAUUAUUAAACACACUGCAUUCAUUUAAUGAAAAGGUGGGAAGAACAACUGAUGAGUGAUGAUAGAUACAAGGUGAGGUAAGGCAAGGUAUAAGUGAGUUUCCCUUAACUCUGAUGGUCUUACAUUCCCCUUCCCUUUUUUCCUUUCCAUUUCCAUCAUAAAACAAACUGAAAACAUAGAAGCGAUGAGAGUCAUGGCUAUAACAAAACAUUACAGGAUCUCAUUCCUAUUAGUUCUAUGAUUCUUUUGCCAGACAACUCUCCUUUUCAUUCCAUUCUUCAAAGUUUACAAUUUUAGCAAAUGCAUCUAGACUGCCCUUGUAUGUGUAGGCAUAGUGACAGCUGAACAGUGCACAGUGGCAUUCUGCAACCUGAAGAGCAGUUUAACCAACUGCAGUAAUGAAUUUUGUGUUGCAAAUUGUGAUUAUGGCCCUGAAAUUGAUAAUUGCUGUCUAUUAAGUACCAAGGGCAUCCUCAGGAAUUUGCUACAAUUGGGUUCUGCACUGCAUCUUAGUGAGUGCAGCCUCCUCCAGCACUGCACUGGGGGCUGGGACAGCUCUUCAGAGGGGAGAAUGGCUCUUCAUGAGCUGUCAGUGCCAUGCCAGGUAAGCCUGCAGCUGGCUGUGUGAAUAACUAGCAGUUCUGUUCCUGGCACAAGCAGUUCAAACACCUGAAGGGUUUGCAAAGCUCAGCCCUGCCCUGUGAGGAUGCCUGUCUAUCACAGCUCAGCUGAGGUGGCACAGGCACACUGCUGUCCCCACUGUGCCACCCACGCUACUCUGCCCACCCUCAGUGACAGCACACGGUGUGGAGCUCUCCUUGCCCAGUCACAGGUGCCUCCCACCUCCCCAGUGUUCCCAGUUCCACUCUGGCUGAACUGGAAGCAUCACAGUAUUCCCAUGGUGUUGGCUGUGUGCAGCAUCCCCUUCCCCAGCUCAUUAAAGACACAGUGCAUCCUAUUACAAGCAAAACUUUAGAUACUUUUAUUUAGAAUUUUAACAACAUUAACCUUUUAAUUACAAAUUUAAAUAUUUUAACAGUAGUCAUAACACAAUACAAUAUUUUUAAACUUUUACAUUGUUUUUAAUAAAAAACAAUAGGUCUGUCUCCACCUCCCAGAAAACAAACACAAUACAGAGAGGAGGCUGCUGUGCCUGUACAGGUACAGCAGUGGAUGGAGGAGUGCUUUGUAUGGACCAUGAACCAUUUACAUUAACCUGGAUGGUUUGGGAAAACAAACUCAACAGUUUCAGGUACAAAUGGUUCAAAUAAUCACAGAGCAGUAUUGUUUAGCCUUGAAACAGCACAGUCCUCUAGAGGUUUCUUAGAGGGCCUCCUGCUUUAAUACUGAUAUGGUGUGAUUCGACUUAGCUUGGAAAUUACCAAGAUUUUCAACACGAGGUCCCAGGGCUGCAGGAACAGGGCCUUUCCUAUUUCAGGCAACUUAUGGACACAGCUGAGUUUUGGAAUCUACGAUACCUGUGCCUGACACAGCCACAGCUCCUAAUAUUGUGUUAUGGAUAUCCUUAUUUGCCUUUUCAUAUCAGUCACACAUAAAACCCUGCCUUGCAUCGGGUUCCGUUCCUGUUUGACUGCUCUCACAUCUUCUUCCCCGAGGCCUAGGACCUUACUGUACACAACUACACACUGUGCAGAUUUAGCAGGCAGGAAGAGGCAGGUCUCUGCAGUAGAAGCAUCAUGUUGAUAUAGAGUAAGAACAGGACAGGGAUGAAAAGGAUGGGAAAUUAGAGAGAAACACACAUACACACAUUUGCCUCUCAUGCUUGAUCAAACCAGUUACAAUCUCAAUUUCAAACCAAGUCAGCUAAAGGAGUGGUUGGGAUUAAGUCCACCACAGCAUCUGCAGUAAAUGGCACCUAGUUCACCUUCAUUUCAAGAAAAUCAUCAAAUGUACAAGCACAGUGAGCCUUUUAGAGCCCUGUGCCAUUUCAUUUCAAACUCUCUGGGCAAACACUUGUACUCUGAUAAAUAGAACACUCUUAGUUCAAAAGUCAGAUUUACAGGUCACAAGGUUCUUGUUUCCCUUCCUGAAACUUUUUAAAGAUCAGGACCAUAAUAAAAUAUUUGCCAGUCCCUAAGCAUUUUCAAUGUAAGAUCUGAAAAAUCUCUACUGAGCUUCUGAAA